UUAAACUCAAUAUGAGUUAUGAUUGCAUAGUCAUUGGUGCUGGCUAUUCAGGGCUGGCAGCAGCCAAAGCCCUAAAAGAAGCAGGGAAAAACAUUCUCUUGCUAGAAGCACGAGACCGUGUCGGAGGUCGAGCUUACACAGUCCGCGAUGCUGACGAUGAUUAUUUCGACAACGGCGCCACUUACCUCGGCGUCCAGCAGGAGUCAAUGUUUGCCCUAUCCCGCGAAUUCAAAGUCGCGACAUUCCAUUCUCCCACAAAUGGCCGCAGCCUGUUCUAUUACCGCGGCAAAGCCUUGCCAUAUAAAGGCGUCAUCCCAGCAAUGCGGAUCUGGGAGCUUAUUGAUUUGGGUUUUGUAAUUCGACGGUUUGAGAAGCUGGCCGAGGAGAUGAACCUGGAAGAGCCGUGGAAGACGCGACGAGCAAAGGAAUUGGAUAAUAUGACGCUGAAGGAAUGGUUUGAUCGAAACUGCUGGACAAAGGCAGGCAAUGAUGUAAUGACCUCUGUGUCGGAGCUGAUCUGGGGCCAGCAUCCUUCUUGUAUUUCCCUACUGUACGGGUUGUGGUAUACUAAAGCAGGUGUCAGUCUGACGGUCCUCUCGACGACUGCCAAAGGGGCCCAGGAGCAACUCAUCCGAGGAGGUGGACAGAUUAUUGCAAACAAAAUCGCCGAUUUUCUGGGCCCUGAUAUCCUGCGCCUCCAGGAGCCUGUCAGCUUCGUUAGACAAGCUGAUGAUGAUACAAUCGAGAUUACAACCUCUCAAGCCAGCUACCAUGCCCACAGAAUAAUUUUUGCCAUCCCGCCUCCGUUGCUAUUGAAAGUGGGCUUUGAGCCUCCAUUACCGGUUGAGAAAACCCAAUUCUUGCAGCAUUGCCCACCGGGUGCAUAUGUAAAAGUGUUUGCACUCUUUUCAACCCCGUUCUGGCGUGAAGCAGGUUUUCUUGGCGAGGUUGUGAGCCCUGAUGGGUUCAUUGCACUAACCAACGAUGUAACUCCUGAAAAAGGGUCCCCGGGAAAGCUCAUGGGGUUUAUUGUUGGAGCAAAGGCAUAUCAGUUCUUGCGUCUCGGCGAGAAGGAGCGAAAAGAAUUGUGCUUAAAGGAGUGGACAGCGGUAUUCGGUGAGCGCGUGCGACAUGAAGUCCGAAAAUUUCAUAUCCAUUCGAUGAUGGAGGAAGAAUGGUCUCUUGGGUGCCCCUUGUCGACUCCUGCACCUGGAAUGUUCACUACACUGGGGGACUCGUGGAGAAAACCAACAGGACGCAUUCAUUGGGCGGGUACAGAGACAGCGACUAAGUACUGUGGUUAUAUGGAGGGCGCAGUUGUUGCUGGAAAAAGAGCAGCGGCUGAGGUUUUGGAGGCUCUGUAA
Messenger RNA from Talaromyces proteolyticus, 1364 nucleotides. RefSeq names its product flavin-containing amine oxidoreductase. Gene Ontology annotation, molecular function: oxidoreductase activity. The record is from RefSeq and is a predicted model, not a curated record. Bases 12 to 1364 code for a protein of 450 amino acids. The transcript has a single exon. Lineage: Eukaryota; Fungi; Ascomycota; Eurotiomycetes; Eurotiales; Trichocomaceae.